Molecule: messenger RNA, 4455 nt
Organism: Dimorphilus gyrociliatus
Lineage: Eukaryota; Metazoa; Annelida; Polychaeta; Dinophilidae
Source: the annotation of a GenBank genome assembly
GGAAUAGAAAGUAUCGUCCUUGACAUUAGCAAACUUCGUUAGGGAUGCGUUCAACAGAACUCCUUCGAAAACAGAAAAUCUGCAGAUAAAGUUCCUUUAACCAAUUCAUUUUGAAUAAAUAUGCAAAACCUUGUGAGUGGGUCAAAUAAUUGCGAAAAGUGUCAUUUAUUACAGAGACAAACUCAAUCUCUUGUGAAAACAAUAACUAACUUGAAAACUGUGCUAUUUAAAGAUAGACCAAUUAUUUCAGAAGCUAACGGACUAAAAGAAGAAACUCAAAUACAACGAUUAACUAGUAGUGAGAAACAAAGCAAGAAAAACGUUGCCGCCGUUGAAACUCUUCAAAAAAAAAUUGAAGAAUUAGAAUUGACAAUAAGUGCUUCAGAGUCAAAAGACAAACAAUAUAAAUCCAUAUUUGAAGACUUUGAAGAGAAAGUUAAAGAUUACGAACGUAAAGAAAAACUAAUAAAGCAAGAAUUAAAAGAAACAAAAAAGAAACAAAAAGAUAAUAAAGACUACACGAAAACGAUCGAAGAUCUAAAAGCAUCAUUACAGGAAGUAAAAAAAGAAAAUAGAAGAAUAUUGGAAGAAAACAAAAGAUUGAAUAUUCAAGAUCAAUCCAUUAAAGAACUUCAAGAAACAAUUAGUAAAUUAACCAUGAGACGAGACGAGUUGUUUGAAGCUAACGAAACAUUCCAACAACGCAUUCAACUACUGGAAGAAGCUAAUACGAAAUUUCAUUCAAGUCGCAAAGAUUUUCAAGAUAUUGUAAAACCAGUAGAAGAGCUCACUGAUUGGUCUAAUAUUAUUAAUGAACUUAAAGAAACUAUUAAACAACUGACAUACGAAAAAAACCAACAAUUAAAAGAAUGUCAACUAUUGCAAAAGUCCAAAUCACACGCUGAAACUGAAGUUGAAGCUCUAAAGAUAAAAUGUUCAAAAUUCCAAGAUGAAUUAAAAAUUGCUCGAGAUAAAUUGGAAAAUGAAAGAAGAAAUAAAAAUUGUAAUUUUGCCAUUGAUAAUCAAAUUCAAAAACAAUUAGAGCAACUUAUUUCAAUUAAUUCGGAAAAUAUUAAACGACAUGAAAAAGAUAGGCAACAGGCUGAAAAACGACUUCAAGAUGAAUUAGACACUAAAAGAGCUCUUGAAAAAAUCUUUUUUAAUUUAAAAAAUUCAACAAAUGUCUCUACUAUACAACCAACAACUUCGUUGAAAUCUCAAACAAAACAUAUUUUACCUUCUCAACUCCUUCCGCCUCUUCUUUCACCAGCAACAUCUUUGCCUCCUCAAGGUCAUGGUCAACCUCCUCAACCGACUAUAAAUUCAGAAAUUAGUAUUACAACAAAAACAUCUCCACCGACGGCUGUACAUAGUCAAACCAGCAAGCGGCAAUCUCCCCAAAAAAAACCUAUACCCAGGAAACCAAUUUCAUUUGUCCCAAGUUCAACUCCACUUCUACCUCAACCUUUAAAACAACACUCAGAGCAGGAAAUAGCAAAACAAGAACAAGAAGGAGUAAAUUGUACACCACAGCAACAAGAAACGUCGAAGCAUAAAGAACAGGAAGAAAUUGUGGAACAGCAGGUUCAAAACCAACAAGAUGUAGUAAAACAACCGCAAAACGUCUUUAAAGAAAGUUCUUCAAAACCUCCUAUGAGCCGGCAAACUUCUCGAAAAUCUCUAUCUGACAAACCUGACUAUGAUUCUCUUCAAAAGAAACAAUCGCUUAUUGAUCCAUCCGACAUUUUCCAGGAAAUGCUUGUUCCACUCUGCCUAUCACCAUUAAAAACUCAGUCACUUGCCAAAGAAAAAUCGGACACCUCAGGAAAUAGUGAAAAAUUCGAAAAUCAAGAACCAACUUACAGAUCCGUUUUUGAUGAUUCUGAAAGCAGUGAUCAAGAUGACUUAGAUGAGGACUCGGACAAUUCGGUUGAGGAUAUGAAUGUAGACUCAGAGGAGAACCAUGAUGUUGAGCUGCCGAAUCGGGCGAAUUGCAGCGAAGACGAAAAGAGUAUUGGAGUAACAAGCAAUAUAGAGCAUUCAAAGGAUGAUCAGGAGCAUAAAGUAAAAAAUAAUACGAACAUUGCUGAAGAAUAUGAUAUUCCAAGCGAUACAAAUAAUAUAGAAGAUGAUGAGAAUAUGGAGGACGAUUACGAAGAGUUGGAAGAGGGAAGCCAGACGAAUAAUAUAGGUGAAGAUGAGAAGUUGAACAAAACGAAUAUAGCUGAGGCCAGUGAGGAAACGGAAAAACCAUGCAAGAUGAAUAACAAUAUGGCUGCUGAAAAGGAGCUGAUAGAUAGAAGGAAGCCGAAACAUCGGGAAGCGAGUAGCAAGAUUGAAGUGGCAGGCAAACAGACGAGUACUCAAGUUACCAAGAGGCUGAAAGUGACAAGUACUAUAGAUGGUUCUGAUGACAGGGAGAAGGUUGAAGCAGCAAGCAAGACUACUAACAUGAAAGACAACAAGAAAAUUGAAACUGAUAACAGCCAGAAAGUUGAAGCAGCAAGCAAGACAACUAACAUGAAAGAUAACAAGAACAUCGAAACUGAUAACAGCCAGAAGGUUGAAGCAUCAAGCAAGAUCACUAACAUGGAAGACAACAAAAAAAUUGAAGCUAAUGAUAGGCAGAAGAUAGAAGCACCAAGCAAGACUACUAGCAUAGAGGAGAACAAGAAACUUGAAAUAACAAAAUCUCUGAAUAUCAGUUCGAACAAUAGCAUUGAAGAUGUUCGAAUGAAAGAAAUUAACGAGGAAGACAGUAAUCGCCAUCAAUUAGAUAAAGUUAAAAGUGAGAAUGAAGCCAAAAAUCCAAUUGAAAAGUCCACAUCAAAUGAAAAAUUAUUAACAAAUGCCAAAAUGGAUAAAACUCAUGAUUCAAUCAUUAAAGACUCAUUAAGUCAAGAAACACCAGAAUUAAAUGUAGCAGAAGAAUAUGAUCGAACUCUAGAUAAUUGUAUCUCUCACGAAAACGAAAAAGCAGAGCACAAGAAUAGUCAACAAGUUUUAAAAGAUGAAGAUAAAGAUACACUUGAAAAUUACACUGCACCAAUUUUAUGUUCUGAUGAUGAUACCGAAGAAGAACAAUUAGUUAUUGAUGAAGGACUGAACACCAUUGUGGAGGAAUGGGGAAAUAGGCAGAGAAGAAAAAAUUUAAAUGAUGACCCAAUAUUUAAAAAUUUUGAUGAAAAUCUUGAUUCCUCAAAUGAACAAACAACGUCAGAAAACACAAGAGGAAGGCAAAAACGAAAAAUGGUUAUAUCAUCAUCUCCUGAAAAAGAUUUGGCGAGUGAAAUUUCUGCUAAAAAGCCAAGAUUAGAUGUGAAGUUUGAAAAAAAUAUUUCGACUAGCAAUCCAAAUGUUGAUAAAUCAUCAGAAAAAACUCUUUUCAAUCAGAAUAUUAAAAUUGACAAGCCAUCAGAAACAAUUUUACCACAUUUUGAAAAUGGUUUAGAAUUAAAAAUUCGCAUUAGUUUACCAACUUUAGAAGAGAAGAAUAUCGAUAAAUUUAUUGAAAAUAUUUCAACCCAUAUUCAAGAUAUUAGUAAAUUAGUCGAUGCAGCUUUCGAAAUUGUAGCAAUUCACGGAAAGAAAUCUACCCUGGAUAUAUUUCAUCGAAUUCAAUCGAAAUCAUUUAAUAAAAAUGAAUGGACACCUGUUUUAUACUUUUAUGAAGAGCGUAUGAUAAUUGUUACUCAACAUAUUUUAAAAAUGUUACCCGACAAGAUGGAUGAAUUAAAGACGAUAAUUGUACCCAAGACACUUGAAUUUAUGACUGUUAAUAAUGGUGAUUGCGAUAGAAAAUCCAGUGUAAUACGUUAUGUUGCUGGCCUAUUGAGGGUUUUAAAUGAAGAUGUUAUAUGUAAAAAUUUAAUUGUGAGCCUUAUUGAAACAAGAAUAUUUUCUAUAGACGAUUUACUGAUAAGUAUUGCAGCCAUUUGGCCGGAUAUCUUCAAUAAAAAUAAAGAAUGUUAUUUAUUAAAAAUACUGGAAUUUAGUUGGACUUAUAAAUUAAAAUCAAGGCCUACGUCUUAUAUAAAGCACAGAAAUAUUAUUAGACAGCUAAUACAGUGGAAACCUCAACAUAAAGCAAACUUGGAAAAAUUAUUAAAAGAACUAUUUGAAAAAGACUGGCCAUGUGUUCAACAUUGUGUAAUUAUUUGGUUAUCAUUGAUCGAUCAUCGGAAAUUACGGACUUUAUGUCUUGAAAAGCUAUUAUCUGAAUUGAAGAAUUCAAAUUUGGAAGAUUCUCUCCCAGCUAUCGUUAAUAUUUGUUAUUGUUCACGCCCAGCUGACGAAACUUUUAAAGCAAUUUUAGACUAUUUACUUGAAAGACUACGCUCUUGUCCGGAAUCAGAAUUUGAUCGUCUUAAAAUGCAUAUAUUAAAGAUUGGAGAUCUUAUUGAUCCAGAGAGGGUAAAGCCUGAAGCCCUAAAUUUGAUAAGAGAUACAUCCUAG